Arabis nemorensis is the source of this 549-nucleotide messenger RNA. Lineage: Eukaryota; Viridiplantae; Streptophyta; Magnoliopsida; Brassicales; Brassicaceae. The record is from the annotation of a GenBank genome assembly.
AUGGAGCUCACUGAUAAUGAUAAGUCUCUCUCCAAGGUGUUGACUAAAGGUAGUAGGGAGAAGAUGAACCAGCUACGGAACCAGAAGCUCACUUCCCAGGAAGGAUUCAACAGCCGAAUGGAGAGGAACCGGAAGGAUCGGCGAAUACUAGAUCCGGCUUGCGAAGACUGGUACAAGAGAGACUUUUUCUACCGGAAGACUCGGAGACUAUCCAAUACUCGGUUACUAUCUAAUGAGGUUCACAGUGACCAAAUAAGCAAGGAGAUACAGGGGAACACUCUUCUGAUGAAAACGAGUGGAAAGAAAGUGUCUCAAAGUCAAGGACAAGAGAAUCAAGAGCUAAGGACUUCUCCAGACUCUGAGAAAACCAUUCCUGAUCUGCCAGAGCGUAACGGGUCUCCAAGGCUUAAGUUACAUGUAUCAGCAAGACUAGGGGAGAGACAAAAGGAAACCAGAGUUGUCACGGGGAUACAAAAGAAUAUGAGGAAGACACAAAGCAAAAGCACAACCAGAAGAAGAGGGGGAGAGCAGUCCACUACCAGGUGCUAA